UUAUUUAAUGCGCUUCGUUCUAUAACAAAAAAAAUUGUAUACAAUCAAGUAAUUUUCACCGUCAAAAACGAAUGAAUUAAGAAGCAUUUGCUCAUGGUUUCAUGCAACAGCUGAACGAACAUUUUCAAAGCAUACAUAAAUUCGACAACACAUUUUUAAAUAAAGAUUGAAGUUGAUUUCAUUCGGAAAAACCCGAUUUAUGUGCAACAGUCAAAAUCUUGAUUGUGUUUUGUGGUGUAAUUAAGGGUCGAAACGGCAACAGAAAAAAAAAACAUAAUGAGUGAUUUACAGCAGACUGCCUCAAAUGAACUAUUCUAUCUGAAAUGGAGCAAUUUUCAGCUAAAUGUAAGUUCUGAAUUCAAAAAGAUUCAAGAGGCAUCUGAUUUGGUGGACAUUACAUUUUCAUGUGAUGGAAAACAAUUUGGCGCUCACAAAUUGGUAUUGUUUGCAUGCAGUCCGUAUUUCAGAGAAAUAUUGAAGAAAAAUCCCUGUUCGCAUCCAGUUUUCUUCAUAAAUGGCGUGAAAAGUGAGGUUUUACGUGCAAUUUUGGAUUUUAUGUAUAUGGGUGAGGUGCAUAUAAACAACGAGGACUUAAUUGAUUUCAUCGAAAUGGCCGAACAAUUUAAAAUACGUGGUGUGACCAAGGAGAACUCGGAUGCAAGUCUAUCAAACUUACGACGAACCGAAAGUAGUAUGCAAGAGAAGCAACGAAAACACAAGAAAAUUCGUUUGGAUGAUUUAAAUGAAGGGACCACUCCAAACGAUGGUGGUAUGAUUGAAACGAAAACGGAAAUCGAAUUUGGUGAUCAAUCAUCUCAGGCAGCAAACACUUAUGGCGGUGGUAAUGUUGAUUAUGGAAAAUCACAUCAACGAAUGGUAUACGACGAUGCUGGACCAAGUAGUGUAUCGCACAAUGAACAAUGGCUUGAUGACAAACAUUUUAUGGCACAACAUGGACCGAAUAGCAGCAAUCCAACGUCAAAUACAUCAUCGAAUAGUGAUGAUGGUGACGGUCAACAACGAUGCAAAUCAUCAAAAAACUAUAAAGCACUUGAACCAUGCUCAUGUCCAUUGUGUGCACGCGUCUAUUCAAAUGUUUCGAAUUUACGGCAGCACAUGCGACUCAUUCAUAAUCCAACGUCAGUUUGUUGUCCAUUAUGUCAAAAGUCAUUUACAUCAGAUCUAUACCUCAAGCGUCAUUACUUAUCGAUGCAUGGCAGUUCAAUACCUGCACAAACCGUAACAAAUGCACAAACAAACUCAUCUCUACAAUCGACACAACCGACAUCACAGCAACAACCACCGCAAUCACAACAAUCUCAAGCACAACAGCAAACACACUCCGUUGAUCCGAAACAUGUGAAUCCAAGCAAUGCAAUUCCAUUUCAUUUGUAUGGCACACCAACGAAACGUGAAUAUGCCGAUCUGCAUACAAAUACCUCACAGGCAUCCGCAAAUCCGGUUACAGUCGAUGGUAAACAAACGCAAAUGUCACAAUGGGGCUACGAUACAAAUAAAGUUGAAUAGAUGACUUGGGGUUGACGUAAAUCUAUUGUUUGACAACAAUCAAAUGUAGUUGUACCAUUUAACGAUAUACGAUACACAAUGACGUUGAUUGAAUAAUGUGAAAAAAAAAUGCAUGCAUUGGUCACAACUAAGCACAUAUAAUCCUAUAAAUUCAAAUGAGUGAGAAAUCAAUUUGAAAUCAUGAUACGCUAAAUUAGUGAAAUUUCGCAGUGAAUAUUCGAAUAAACAUCAUUUUUUUAGUAAAUUCAAUCAUAUUGUAAGAAUAAGUUUCGAUGUAAAUGGAAUUUUUAAGUAUCACUUUAUCUUAGUUAUUCAUCAUCCAUCACAAUUAUACACAUCUAAAUAUAAUAUUAUAUAAAAAUGAUUCCAAAUGGACAGCUUAAAUUCCAUCAAAAGGAAUACCAUAUUAAUGGCUAUGGAACUUCAUAUUAUGAUUUUAUGCAAAUACAUUUUUAUUUUUCAAUGUACAAAAAGCUUUCAUCAAUCUAUUAAGAGUAGCUAUUUUCAUUUUCAUUUUUUUUCCUUCUGCAAAAACAUUUUAAUAAUAAUUAAAAGAAAGUAUAUUAUUGGCACUUGUAAAUAAGACUUAUACGACCAGAAGAUGCAGCGAAAAUCAUUAAGUCGGGAUCGCUAAUUCUUUGGUCGAAUUCGUUCAAAUAAGCGUACUUAAUAUAUAUCUUAUUAUUUGUUCAACACAAAUGUAAGCACAAAAUGAAGAUGUCUUCAAAUGAGACAAUGAACAGAUGAGGCCGAGUAUGAAUCAUAUAAUCGUGAUCACAAUAGGUUCAUUUAUAUAAUUGAAACAAAUGAUUCAUUUUACAUGCUGAACACUUUUAGAAAAAUAAAUAAAUAGUAUAUAUUUUGAAUGAUGAUUCCUAUAGGAUUAUAAUCAAAUUACAUCACAUCUUUCCUUCUUAAUAGAAAAUACAAGAGAAAAGACAUCAUUUUCUUAAUAACGCAAAUAAAAAUAUAUGUAUACAUAUGUAAGAUGCAAUUUAAUGUGAGAACCAAGUAAUAAAAUAUCUACAGAA
This is a messenger RNA of Contarinia nasturtii (swede midge), 2558 nucleotides long. Its product is annotated as longitudinals lacking protein, isoforms H/M/V-like. The transcript is spliced from 7 exons. Gene Ontology annotation, biological process: regulation of transcription by RNA polymerase II. Lineage: Eukaryota; Metazoa; Arthropoda; Insecta; Diptera; Cecidomyiidae. The coding region runs from base 277 to 1527 and encodes 416 amino acids. Gene Ontology annotation, molecular function: protein binding. Gene Ontology annotation, cellular component: nucleus. The record is from RefSeq and is a predicted model, not a curated record.